AUGCAUCCCCAAUGCAGCGGUACCGCAAGUACCAGCGCGAGCGCCGAAGCCCAAGCCCAAGCACGAGCCGAAGACUCCCUCCGCACACGAGAUGCCAUAACCAACAGACGACGGACUGCCAACUUCCGCCGACGCAGCCUCAAGAGUCUCAGCCUCUUCCUCCCCAGCCCAGGUAAUGGCAAUAGUUCAAGCUCAAGACCGAAUAGUUUUGCACUGGGAGCGGGCUGGACGGCGGUGGGCAAGAUUAAUGCGGACGUUGUACGAGAGAUUGCGGAUUUGCUUGCCCCGAGCGAUAUUUUGAGCUUUAGUAUGACGAGCUCCCAGCUCCGCUACCUCCUCCUCCCCGCGCUCUACGAAACCGUCGUCCUCAAAUCGAGUAAGAACUGUCGUCGGACGCUCAAGAUGCUCCAGACCAAACGUCAUUUAUGUCGGCACAUUAGAAAACUGGCUGUUCGACCCAACUACUACCUCGCGUGGCCGCAGCAGGACGAUUACCUCGAUGAAGGGUGGGUCGUGGAUCGAUUGAUAGAUUUGGCGGAUGAUUUGAAGGGUCUUGUGACGUUUGAUUGGGAUGGGUUGGAGGUGCCGGAUGAUAGGUUAUGGGAUACAUUACGACUCAAAUGCCCUCUCCUCAAAAGUGUAUUCACAAACAUCGGACAAAACCCUCUCAACCCCGAAACCUCGUUGUUUUCUUUCACCGAUCUCACAAGUUUCUCCGUAAUCGUCCGCCACGGCCUACCCGGUUCCGAGCUCUUCCCCACCCCCGAGGCCCUCCCUCCACGGUUCUGGGACAUGAUCCUAACGCGCUGUCCGAACCUCGAGGAACUGUCCAUCUGCUCCUUCUCCUCCUCCGCCCGUGUGUUCGACUUUGAUCGGAUAGUGGAGGGCAGCUGGCCGAAGCUUAAUAGUCUCACACUUGGAUCGUUUGGGUACCAGGAGGACUUUGCUUUGGGUCCUUCGACGGCGCUGGGGAAUGGUGAACUGGCUAGGUUCUUGGAGGAUCACCCGACCUUGAAAUACAUCCGCUUCCUUUGGAAUUUUAAGCGCUGGAUGAGCCCCGACGUGAUCCCACUCGAUCUCUCACCCGAUGCUCUUCCCAAAUUGGACACCUUCAUCGGGGUCUACCAGCAGCUUGCUGUGUUACCCAAUUUGAAGGAGAUCGAGACUGUGGAUCUGACGUGCGAGCCUGUUUAUGAGAGCAGGCUGAGGGCGGUGUGUGAUGCGUUGAAGAGUUGUGAGAGGUUGACGUCGUUGGAUGUCUGGGUGCAUCUUUUGGAUCCGAAUCGCGAUCAUACGUCCUUUUUCAAGGCGAUUGUGGGGAGCUGUCCCAAGUUGACGGAUUUGCAUUUGAUGUGUACGACUUCGUUUACAGUUAAACCACUCAAGCAGCUCCUCUCGCAACUCCGCCUCCUUCCCAACCUGAAGCGCUUCUCGCUAACUAAAGGCCACAAAUAUCUCGACGAAUCGAUGCUCGAAACCGCCACACGAAUCCUUAAAGACCUUCCGUCCUUAAAGCAAAUCAGUAUCCGCUGGGCCCGCGAGAGCUGUCCUAACCAUCUCAAACAAGAGGGGCUCUACGACGUCGUCACCAACUCAUCGACUGGGGAUGUCGAAGGGAUGAUGGUCGUGGAACGGGGGAUCCCGUUGGUCGGUCCGUCCUUCCGGAGGAGGUAUUUCCAGAAGGUCGAGGUUUCCGCUGGGGAAGCGAAGAGGGAGGGAGGGGAGACGGGUGGGAAGGAGUGGCAGAAGGAGGUGGUGAGGAGGGGAAAGGUGGUUAAGAGACGGAUGAGUAGUAUUUGGAGCAUGAAUUCUGUGAGUACUGUUUGA
Messenger RNA from Coprinopsis cinerea okayama7#130, 1827 nucleotides. RefSeq lists its product as hypothetical. NCBI's taxonomy places the organism in Eukaryota, Fungi, Basidiomycota, Agaricomycetes, Agaricales, Psathyrellaceae. The record is from RefSeq and is a predicted model, not a curated record. The transcript is spliced from 4 exons. Bases 1 to 1827 code for a protein of 608 amino acids.